UAAAGCUUUGUCACGAUACUUGAUACAAUUGAUCAGAGCGACUGGUGCAAGCAUUACUGCAAGCAGAGAACGAAUAAUUGCUGUCGACAGUUUCGCCCGGGGGGCUAGACACGCCGUGCAUGACUGUUGGGUGAAGGCAUUUUGUAGAAAUAAAAAUUGACAAGGUCAGGGGUGUCGACCAGAGCUAGAGAACAAUGUCGUUCCAGAUUUACCGCAACACGUCUGUGGGCGAGAGCCUUAUGGAAACCAUCGAGCAAAUGGCACAAGAGGAAAAGCUUACGGAGGAGAUUGCAUUGGCGGUGCUCAAACAGUUCGACACGUCCAUGUCCAAAGCCAUCAAGGAGUUCGUAACGGGCAAGGCGACCAUGAAAGCGAACAUGAAGACGUACCACUAUUAUGAAAAUGUGUGGACUUUCAGCCUGGAGAAGGUGGAGUUCAAACUGAACCAGGCCGGCAACGGCUCCAUGAAUGGCGCGCAGAGCCUGGCGUGCGACACAGCCAAGGUGGUGGUGGUGGACGCCAAGCUGGGAGAGGGCGAAAACCCGACGGCCUGAGCGGAGUCCGUAACAGCAGCGGAAGUUCCGACAUGGAUUCUCUGUUGCGGUGGCGUCGGGGCUGGCAGCUGCGUCCAGCUAAUGGCUGAGGUGGAGGCACAGGCAGCUGGGAGCUAGAGGAGAAGCGGCGGGGCGAGGCAAGUGGUGGGCAGCUAUGUGGCCGCGCACUGGCAGCGGCUGCUGGCACGCAGAGCGACGGUGCGGGCGGCAGCGAACGUCCGUAGCACUGCAAGGCGGUGGGGCACGGCUUGAGUGGGAGGGGAAGCGCUGUGCCAUGGGAGCAUGCGCGGCGGCAUCUUUGGCCUGCGCCACCGUGGCAGGGCCGCAUUGGUCCCCGCACCGCAACGCGCAAACGCAUGGUCGGCGCUGGCUCCGCAGCUGUCCGCGCUGCAAACGGCACAUGUAUCAUAGCUUCUUCGGACAUUGCAUGACAUAGCUUGUUGUCCGAAGUGUAGAUGACUGACUGACGUUUAUGACGCGGCCAUGAACGCAGAUUACGACAGCUCAGCUAGCACGGUAGCGCAGGUGUAUGAAUUGACGCACGUUAGGCACAAUAGGCAGGAUGCUGUAGGACGGGAAUAUUUAUAGUAACCAAUACUGAUACAGGCGGGGGCGCAUGUAUGCGUAAGUGAAGUUGCGGGAUGAAUGGAACUGAUGGAAAUCAGGCAACGAGAGAGCUCAUGGAAUGUCCAGUUGGGGGCACGGAGUCGCUUUUGCCAUGACAGAGAUAGGGGAGGUAGCCUGGCCUAGACGGAUGCGGUGACGUUUGCCCCAGAUGCUCAGUUGCUGAUGACUGUAACGGUUUCAAGCA
This is a messenger RNA of Chlamydomonas reinhardtii, 1365 nucleotides long. RefSeq lists its product as uncharacterized. Gene Ontology annotation, molecular function: RNA polymerase II general transcription initiation factor activity; TBP-class protein binding. Gene Ontology annotation, biological process: transcription initiation at RNA polymerase II promoter; RNA polymerase II preinitiation complex assembly. The transcript has 3 exons. The coding region runs from base 195 to 554 and encodes 119 amino acids. Gene Ontology annotation, cellular component: transcription factor TFIIA complex. Lineage: Eukaryota; Viridiplantae; Chlorophyta; Chlorophyceae; Chlamydomonadales; Chlamydomonadaceae. The record is from RefSeq and is a predicted model, not a curated record.